Molecule: messenger RNA, 1386 nt
Organism: Aspergillus chevalieri
Lineage: Eukaryota; Fungi; Ascomycota; Eurotiomycetes; Eurotiales; Aspergillaceae
Gene: skn7
Product: putative stress response transcription factor SrrA/Skn7
Exons: 3
Coding region: 1-1386 (461 amino acids)
Biological process (GO): regulation of DNA-templated transcription; phosphorelay signal transduction system
Molecular function (GO): phosphorelay response regulator activity; DNA-binding transcription factor activity
Source: RefSeq, a predicted model, not a curated record
AUGCUGCAGGAGGUGAUGCGCGUGCAAAAGACGGUCCUCAACCACGAGAACGUCAUUCACCAGUUGAUGACCUACCUACUGUCCGUCGAUGCCCGGCAGAGACGCGACAGCAAGGCGGCUGCCCCCUUCCAACCACAAGGACAAGCUGGUUCGACCCUGAGCCCGUCCCAGGUCACCCCGAUGGAAGAUGAGCCAUCAUCGCCGCUUCAGCAGGCCUCGAAGCUGCUCAACGAUUUGCACUCCGAAAUGCAGUUCAACCUCACCGGUGUCGAUCAACUUGGCGAAGCCAAACAGACUCCCGUCGUAUCAACGCCGACUACCGGAAUGGUGCGUGCACCGACGACUGGCGCCAAUUCCAGCGCUUUGGUUUAUCCCACCACAACGCCCAAGAUGAAUGGCGAGAUGGAUACCGUGGUUUACCCCGUUGGUGCAACCAAUGGUAUUGAUCCCAUGUACAGUGAGCAUGUUAACAAUGUGCCAUAUCCGAUGCCACCCAAGCCGGAGAUCGAAUCCAGUGAUGCCCGCCGGCAGUUUCCUGAUAAUCGAAAGAAGAGCACCAACGUUGACCCGGGAUGGAUGCGCAGCCCGCACAUUCUACUUGUCGAGGACGACGCAACGUGUCGUCAAAUUGGUGGGAAAUUCUUGUAUUCGUUUUCUUGUGUAAUUGAUACUGCGUUUGAUGGUCUCGAGGCCGUGAACAAAAUUCAAGACGGUUCGAAGUACGAUCUAAUUCUCAUGGAUAUCAUCAUGCCCAAUCUGGACGGUGUCUCAGCCUGCCACCUUAUCCGCCAGUUCGACCGGACUCCUAUUAUCGCUAUGACAUCCAACAUCCGGAGUGAUGAUAUUCAGCUUUACUUCCAGCAUGGAAUGGAUGAUGUGCUUCCCAAACCGUUUACUCGCAAGAGCUUGCUCGACAUGCUUGAGAAGCAUCUCGUCCAUCUCAAGUCUAUUCCGCAGGGCAUGGAGGCUCCACAACCUGCGCCUGCGGUCACAAUGGCUGCGCAAGGCUCCGCUGCUCAAUCUGUCAAGGAGGACAGUUCCCCCGGUCAAUCGCCAGCUGCGUCCAUGAGUAACUGGCAGUCACCUGGCCAGUUCCAUGGCAUGGCGGUCCAUCCCAGUAUUCCGCAUGUACAAGGGCAAUAUGCUGCCGCCACGCCGGCUGCUCCAGUCGCGUACACCGUCGAUCAAAACGGUGUCCAGUACCCAGCACCGGCAGUGGCACUCGCCCCAGCCGGAGCGGCGCCAGCAGCAGUACGGCCACCGCACCGACGACAAGUAUCGGAAAUGUCCAGCGCUCCAGAUAACCCCAACAUGGCGAAGCGACCGCGCAUGUAUGCUCAGCCUGCACAGGCGAUGGUCAAUCCGGUGCAAGCACGGACGGGCUAG